Trichomonas vaginalis G3 is the source of this 669-nucleotide messenger RNA. RefSeq lists its product as uncharacterized. NCBI's taxonomy places the organism in Eukaryota, Parabasalia, Trichomonadida, Trichomonadidae. The transcript has a single exon. Bases 1 to 669 code for a protein of 222 amino acids. The record is from RefSeq and is a predicted model, not a curated record.
AUGUCUAAUACUGAUACAAAUUCUGUUCAAGACACAGAUUUUGCAAUUAAGAAAACAAGGACGAAUCCAUCAGAAGUACCUCCGCAGCCAGAUGAAUCUUUUGAAAAUAUUAUUGAAGGUGCUAAUGAUUUAAUGAAUUUACCAAUCCAAAAUAUCAGAGAUGAACUAAAAAAGCGUAAUUUCCAUGCUGGUAUUGUUGAUAAGAUGGAUCAACGAUUUUUGGUGUCAAUGUUGCGAGAAGCUGUGGAAAUGGAUACAAAUUACAAUACAAAUUCAAGAUCUAAAUAUAGAAUACAUGGUGGAAAUUCUUCUGGGCCAAUUUUUUCAUCAGAUUCGAAUCCUUCAAAAGAUCCUAAUUCUUCUCCAGAAGAAGACCAGAAAAACGAUCAAGAUGCAAUUAUACAAGAGUUUGAUGAAGCAGAAUUCGCUAAAAAUGAUCCAGAUGAAAAACUUCCAAAAUCUAGUUUAAUUAAUGGAAACAAGAAAUCAUUGCCAUACUUACAACUCAGAUACGCAUCAAGACAGCCUGAAUCUCCAUGGGGACGCCUUGAUAAAUACGUUCCAAUUGACAUUCUUGAAAGUCUUCCUCUAGAAACUCAACAAAAGAUACAAACUGAUAUUCGCAACUCAGUGAAUUACGGAGAGAUCAUUGAAAAGUAUUUAGUUUGA